This is a messenger RNA of Equus quagga, 2019 nucleotides long. It is a transcript of the gene NUP50, whose product is annotated as nucleoporin 50. The coding region runs from base 373 to 1782 and encodes 469 amino acids. The record is from RefSeq and is a predicted model, not a curated record. Lineage: Eukaryota; Metazoa; Chordata; Mammalia; Perissodactyla; Equidae. The transcript is spliced from 8 exons. Gene Ontology annotation, cellular component: nuclear pore. Gene Ontology annotation, biological process: protein import into nucleus.
GUUGGACGCGGGCGUUUCUUUCCUCCCUUUUUUUUCGAAUCGGUUUUGAGGGGUAGAAUCGAGUUACAAAAUGGCGGCCUGGAGCGCUUUGGGCGCUGUUCCCCCGGCGGUCUCUGGCUGAGCGGACGGCUCCGUCCCUCGCUGCCGAGCACAGAGAGCCGAGGCGCCCGGGGGACAUGCUGUUGGAGACUCUGGGCCUGCUGACCGCCGAGUCCUCGGAGAAUCUCGGCGCACCGGAAGCCACCAGGCGGGCCACCCGCCGCCGCUUCGGACCCGAGCGCCGCGGCCGCGACCUCGCACCUGCUCGCUGCGGCGCACCCGGGCUUCGCCGCGCCCACGACCCCGCGGGGGCCGCCCGGGAGGUUCAAAAACAUGGCCAAAAGAAUUGCCGAGAAGGAAUUGACAGACAGGAAUUGGGAUCAAGAAGAUGAAGCAGAAGAGGUGGGAACAUUCUCGGUCGCCAGUGAGGAAGUGUUGAAGAAUAGAGCUAUAAAGAAAGCAAAGCGUAGAAAUGUUGGAUUUGAAUCUGAUAGUGGAGGGGCCUUCAAAGGUUUUAAAGGUUUGUUUGUACCUUCUGGAGGAGGCGGGUUUUCUGGAUUUGGUAGUGGUGCUGGAGGGAAGCCUUUGGAAGGACUGUCCAAUGGAAACAGCGUAACUGGUGCCCCUCCCUUCUCCAGUGCAAGGGCAGCAGCCGAGACCAAGGCAGCCUUUGGAUCUAUUGCUGCAAAUGGCCCUACCUCCUUGGUUGAUAAAAAGAUUUCGAAUCCCAAAACUAACGGCGACAGCCAGCAGCCUUCCUCCUCUGGCCUUACCUCGAGUGCAGCCCCUGUCGGGAAUGCCUAUCACAAGCAGCUGGCUGCCUUAAACUGCUCUGUUCGGGAUUGGAUAGUGAAGCACGUGAACACAAACCCGCUCUGCGAUCUGACACCCAUCUUUAAAGACUAUGAAAAAUACUUAGCCAGUAUUGAGCAGCAACAUGGGAACAGUGGCAGCAGUAAUUCUGAAAGUGAAGCUAACAAAAUGUCAGUUGAAACACAGUCUCCUUCCCUCUUUGGUUCAACAAAAUUACAGCAAGAGUCACCAUUUCUGUUUCAUGGCAACAAAACAGAGGAUACAUCUGCAAAGAAGCUGGAGGCUGUGUCUGAAAAGAAAACGGACCCAUCACUAGGAGCAACAAGUGCCUCAUUUAAUUUCGGCAAGAAAGUUGAUAGUUCUAUUUUGGGCUCAUUAAACUCUGGCCCCUUGACUGGAUUUUCAUUUUCUUCUGGAAACUCCAGUUUAUUUGGCAAAGAUAGUACCCAGAAUAAACCAGUUCCUUCGCCAUUUUCCACUAAAACACUGGAGAGCCCGGCAGAAGGUGGUAGUAAUGAAUGCAAAGGUGGUGAUGAAGAAGAGAAUGAUGAGCCGCCCAAAGUAGUAGUUACUGAAGUAAAAGAAGAAGAUGCUUUUUACUCCAAAAAGUGUAAACUAUUUUACAAGAAAGACAAUGAAUUUAAAGAGAAGGGCGUAGGUACUCUGCAUUUAAAACCUACAGCGAAUCAGAAGACACAGCUUUUAGUGCGGGCAGACACCAAUUUAGGCAACAUAUUGCUGAAUGUUCUGGUCCCACCCAAUAUGCCAUGUGCCCGAACAGGGAAAAACAACGUACUUAUUGUCUGUGUUCCAAAUCCUCCCGUCGAUGAGAAGAACGCCACCAUCCCAGUUACCAUGUUAAUUCGGGUGAAAACGAGCGAGGAUGCAGAUGAGUUGCACAACAUUUUACUGGAGAAAAAGGACGUCUGAACACACUUCAGCUGAGGAACUGUCGCCAAGUUGCUGCUUCCCCCACUGCCCCUUAAACUUAGUCAGUUUUUCUUCUUUCUUUGACAUUCUAAGAACUUAUAGAUAACUUAAAACUUUUGUGAGGAAGAUUAAUAUGGCCAAUAAAACCUUUAAUGUUAAGUGUCAAGAAACUGUAUUCUCCCUUCUCAAGAACUGUCUAAUGUGUAAAAUACAUUUGAAAGAAAUUUUUUGGAAGAU